AUGGGAGACAGGCCAAUAAGCCACAAGCGCUCCAAGAGCUCGCGAGUCCGGAACCUCCUCCGAGGCGACACCACACCCAAGGACGCCGCUUCCGAGACCAGCUCAACUAACGGUCUGCUCGCGCCGAGCAACGCUUCCGCCAGUAACUUGAGUGUCGGUGAAGCAAGUCGCCUCUCGCCUCUGACUCUCACGACCUCGAAACUCUCCCAAACUACCAUGGACAGUGCCCCACCUUCCGCCAUCGAAGAAGAUGUCGAGAACGUCGCAUCAGGAGUCCCGCUUGCCGCAACUGGCUCCAUCGACGACUCUGUACGGACGUUUCGUGUUUUCGAGACGCUUCGAAGCAAAGACACAGCCGCUAUCAGUAAGGCCAUACAGGACAACGAGCCCUCAUCCUCCCAGCCGCAGCCGAUACCCGGGACGACAAUCCUACAUUUGGCCAUUCAAUGCGCUGAACCACAGGUCGUCGAGCAAGUAAUCACAGAAGGCAGCAGCCUCGAUGUCAAUGCACAAGAUCGAGAAGGAAAUACGCCUUUACAUCUUGCAGCGCAGCUUGGUCGCGCACCAGUUGUAGUCAAGCUGCUUGAUCAGCCCCAAGUCAACGAUACCAUUGUCAACAGGCAUGGAAAGCUCCCGAUCGAUCUUGCUAGAACUCCUGAAAUCUUUGGUCAAUUGCAGCUGUCCAAGUCACUAUUCCUUGACGGCGUCGUCAAACAGGUGCAGGAGCAUGUCGUGAAGAAUGAAUACAAGAAGAUCGAGGAUCUGCUCGUUGAGCCGCGUGUCGAAGGCUCACUGGAUGUCAACGCACUUGAGCUGCCGACGGAACCACAAACUGUGCAGACUGGCGGUACUCUCCUCCACGAGGCUGCGCGGAAAAGAGAUAUCCAACUUGCCCAAUUGCUCCUGCUUCACGGCGCAGACCCUUUCCGAAGAGAUCGCAAGGGCAAACUACCGCAAGAUGUUACCAAGGAUGAUCGCACGAGAGCUAUACUGAAGAAGUCGCCCGCGGCCGCUGCUGCACAACGGGGCAUUCAAGAAAAGGCGAUUUUGGGAAGUCAUCCUUCACAAGCUCGUGGUGCUGCCACAAGCGACACGGGUAAGGACGCAAGGGAGAUGAAGGGCUAUCUGAAAAAAUGGACCAAUUACACCAGCGGCUACAAACUGAGAUGGUUCGUGCUCGAAGAUGGGGUGCUAAGUUACUACAAGCAUCAGGAUGAUGCUGGCUCGGCCUGCCGCGGCGCGAUCAAUAUGCGGAUCGCCCGCUUGCACAUGGACUCGCAAGACAAGACCAGAUUUGAAAUUCAUGGCAAGUCGUCGGUCAAAUAUCACUUGAAAGCGAAUCACGUGGUCGAGGCCAAGCGCUGGUUCUGGUCGCUCAACAACGCCAUCCAGUACGCCAAGGACGAAGCCAAAGAAGAGAAUCAGAGGAGAGUCCCAGACACUGAUUCUGUGAGGCAGUCUCAAUCCGACCUUCCGCAAUCCAAUCUCAGUGUCACAAGCUCCCGACCUAAGAGCGGUCAGCUUGGAGUGGCACCUACUGCUUCGAGGGUCAGCUUCCGCUCCGACAUCGAAGCUGGUUCACAAUACGAUUCGCUCGAGCAGAGUCUUGCAGGCGACGAACUUCAACGUCUGCCGACAAAUGCUGGUACAGCAACUAUUGAUGGCGAGGAGGACAUGGACGGUGACGAUGCUAGUAGUCAUGAAGUCCACCAACCUGGAAGCAAGGACGCCUUCAACAUCACAGCGCAGUCUGCCAAGUUGCAGUUGGAUCUGCUUGCACGUGUUUCGGGCGCACUCAAUAGUCGAGCAUCUUCUGCGUCCGAGACCAAGCUCUCUGACCCUGAGGUCGCGCAAGCUCUAUCCGCGUACGACACGGCGGUCAUCAGCCUGAACAGCCUGAUCGCCGACCUGCUCAAAAUCUCGCGAGAUCGCGAUGCAUACUGGCAAUAUCGUCUGGACCGAGACGCCGAUGCUCGCAAGAUGUGGGAAGAGAGCAUGGCUCAGAUCGCUUACGAGCACGAGGACCUGAAGAAGUCGAUUGCCGAGUCCGAAGAGAAGCGUAAGAGAACGAAGCGCGCGCUCAAGGAGGCCCUCGAGGGUCAGUCACGACCCACCAGUCGGCCUGGUUCUAUGCAGCUCCAGGAUUCGCAGCGAAUCGAGUUUGCUGAAGCGGUCGACGAUCAUAUUCGGCCCGAGGCCAAGGCUGCUGCAGUGGUCAGGAAUAGGAGGUUGUCUACUACAUUUCGUGAUGGAAAUCGCAGGAAGUCAGUCAUCGCGCAAUACACCAACCUGUCCGACUCGGAGUCUGGAGAUGACGAGGAGUUUUUCGACGCCGUUGAUGCGGGCGAGGUUGAGGUCAUUGAACGUCCUCCUGCAGAGGCUGUUCCAGAGCCCGCAGCCGAGGUGCAGCAAGAGGGCGACGUGCGGGCGGAGAAGAUCAAAGCCAUUGAGCCAUCGUUUGCUGGCUACGAAGAAGGUGUACGCCAGCGACUCAAGAUGGACGCUGACAAUCGACCGAAAAUUUCGCUCUGGGGCAUCUUGAAGUCUAUGAUUGGGAAGGACAUGACCAAGAUGACGUUACCCGUGACGUUCAACGAGCCUACAUCGCUAUUGCAACGCGUUGCUGAAGACAUGGAAUAUACCGAUUUGUUGGACAUUGCUGCUGACCGGACAGACUCAACCGAGCGCAUGGUCUAUGUGGCUGCCUUCGCUGCAUCAGAAUAUGCAUCAACUAUCGGGCGAGUUGCGAAGCCAUUCAACCCGUUGCUGGGUGAAACGUACGAAUAUGUUCGGCCCGACAAAGGCUACCGCUUUGUGAUCGAGCAGGUUAGCCAUCAUCCGCCGGUUGGUGCUGCGUAUGCCGAGUCGGCCAAGUGGGACUACUGGGGCGAGAGUGCAGUCAAGAGCAAGUUUUACGGCAAGAGCUUCGACAUCAAUCCUCUCGGCACGUGGUUCUUGCGAAUCCGACCACGUAACGGUCCACCAGAAAUCUACACCUGGAAGAAGGUCACAUCUUCGGUGGUUGGCAUCAUCACCGGCAACCCGGUGGUCGACAACUACGGACCCAUGGAGAUCAAGAACUGGACUACGGGCGAGGUUUGCCUGCUCGAAUUUAAAGCGCGUGGGUGGAAACCCAGCUCUGCGUACCAGGUACAGGGCAAGGUGACGGAUGGGUCUGGCGUCACCAAAUGGAGCAUCGGUGGUCGCUGGAACGACAAGCUCUACGCCAGGGCUACCGAAGGCUUCGAAGACAUCGAAGUUGGGGGUGCACGCGCCAACCAAGCAAUGCUCGUGUGGCAAGCCCACGAGCGGCCAUCGGGCAUACCCUUCAAUCUCACGCCUUUUGUUGUUACGUUGAAUGCGGUUCCCGACACGCUUCGGGCGAAGCUGCCACCCACUGAUACUCGCCUGCGGCCGGACCAGCGCGCCAUGGAGGACGGCGAGUAUGACUUUGCAGCGACAGAGAAGAACCGUGUGGAGGAGAAGCAGCGCGCGGCACGGAGGGUGCGAGAGAACGAGGGUGCGGAAUGGAAGCCGAAGUGGUUCAGCAAGAAGAAAGACGAGGUGACGGGCGAAUGGUUCUGGGACUUCCACGGCGACUACUGGCAAUCUCGACACGAGGGCGACUGGUCGAGAUGCGAUGAUAUCUUCUAG
Messenger RNA from Cyphellophora europaea CBS 101466, 3654 nucleotides. RefSeq lists its product as uncharacterized. Bases 1 to 3654 code for a protein of 1217 amino acids. Gene Ontology annotation, cellular component: membrane; intracellular membrane-bounded organelle; cytosol. Gene Ontology annotation, molecular function: sterol binding; protein binding. Lineage: Eukaryota; Fungi; Ascomycota; Eurotiomycetes; Chaetothyriales; Cyphellophoraceae. The transcript has a single exon. The record is from RefSeq and is a predicted model, not a curated record. Gene Ontology annotation, biological process: maintenance of cell polarity; exocytosis; piecemeal microautophagy of the nucleus.